AUGGCCAAGGAGGCUGGCGGGCCGAAUCCACGGCUUCCGUUUCUCAUCAUGACCAGUCCGAUGACGCAUGCGCAGACGGUCAGCUUCUUUGAAGAGAACAACUACUUCGGGGCAUCGAAGGAAGAAGUAUGGUUCUUCGAGCAGGGCACCAUGCCAUGUCUGUCUCCGGAUGGAAAGAUCAUUCUCGAGUCGGCAGGCACGGUGGCCUCGAAUCCUGAUGGCAACGGUGGUCUUUAUCCGGCGCUCCAACGAAGCGGCUGCCUGGGUCGGCUCCAAUCCCUCGGGGUGAAGAGUUUGCAUGUCUUCUCCGUGGACAAUCCUCUGUGCCGGCCUGCCGACCCGUGCUUCGUCGGGUACUGCCUCGCCCGGAACGCUGACUGUGGAAACAAAUGUGUUUGGAAGGCAAGUCCGGAGGAGAAGGUUGGUGUCGUGGCCAAGAAGGGCGGGCGGCCGAGUGUGGUGGAGUAUAGUGAGCUGGACGAUGCGCGCAAGAAUCAGCUUGACGGUACUGGAAGAUUGGCUUUCGGAGCCGGGAAUAUCUGCAAUCAUUUCUUCUCGAUGGACUUUUUGACGAAUGUCGUUGUCCCGAACAUGGCGGCCAUGUUCCAUCUCGCGCACAAGAAGAUUCCCUGCGCCGGGGAAGAUGGCAAGACCAUGAAGCCGGACAGCAACAAUGGCCUGAAACUGGAGGCAUUUGUCUUCGACGUGUUUCCAAUGAGCAGCAAGAUGGCGAUCUUGGAGACCAAGCGGGAGGAGGAGUUUGCUCCGGUAAAAAAUGCCCCGGGAACUCCCAGCGACAGUCCGGACAGCGCCCGCGCCAUGGUCAGCGCGCUGUGCCGCAGUUGGAUAGAGCAGGCCGGUGGAAAGCUGGAGGGCAACAAGGACGAGAUUGUCGAGGUUUCGCCCUUGCUGUCUUAUGCGGGGGAGGGUUUGGCGGACCGUGUGAGUGGCCAGACUUUUCCGGUGCCGUGCCACUUGGAGUGA
Molecule: messenger RNA, 984 nt
Organism: Symbiodinium sp. CCMP2592
Lineage: Eukaryota; Dinophyceae; Suessiales; Symbiodiniaceae
Source: the annotation of a GenBank genome assembly